Messenger RNA from Cyphellophora europaea CBS 101466, 1350 nucleotides. RefSeq lists its product as uncharacterized. The transcript has a single exon. Gene Ontology annotation, biological process: biosynthetic process. The record is from RefSeq and is a predicted model, not a curated record. Lineage: Eukaryota; Fungi; Ascomycota; Eurotiomycetes; Chaetothyriales; Cyphellophoraceae. Gene Ontology annotation, molecular function: pyridoxal phosphate binding; L-2-aminoadipate:2-oxoglutarate transaminase activity. The coding region runs from base 1 to 1350 and encodes 449 amino acids.
AUGACCAGAAGGAUGGUACCGUCCCCAGCCACUCCUCAGCCGACAAUAGAUCUGUUGAAAGGCUGGCCGGCCACCUCACUCCUGCCUCCGACCUUACUUCAGGAUGCCGCCGUUCAUACGCUCUCGCAGAAGGAUGAUUCCGUUAUUACUGAGAUACUCGAGUACGGGAACGAUGAGGGCUACCGGCCCCUCAGGGAAGCUAUUGCAUCCUGGCUGACUCAGUUCUAUCAACCCAAGGACUCCAUCUCACAUGAGCGGGUGUGCAUUACCGGGGGCGCCUCACAGAAUUUAGCCAAUGUUCUGGCCUCCUUUACUGACCCGGUGUAUACGCUGCACGUGUGGCAGGUUGCUCCCACUUAUUAUCUGGCAUGCAGGAUCUUUACCGAUGCAGGAUUCGAUGGCCGCCUGAAAGCCGUUCCGGAGGAUGAUGAGGGCAUAGACCUUGAAUUCCUGGAGCACGGACUGCGCACCAGUGAACAGAGGGCUGUUGCGGAGGGAAAUGUUGCUCCCAAAAUCAAACAACCAAAGCCAUGGCGGAAAAUCUAUCGUCAUAUCAUCUACUGCGUCCCUACAUUCUCCAACCCGAGCGGCCGUGUUAUGAGUCUGGCCAGGCGCCAGGCCUUGGUGAGACUGGCCCGCAAAUAUGACGCUUUGAUAGUCAGCGACGAUGUCUAUGAUAUGUUGCUUUGGAAUUCCAGCCCAGAUGCUCCUUUCCAGGUAAUGGACAAGGCUUACCUGCCCCGCGUUGUGGAUGUUGAUAAGUACCUGGAUGGCGGUCCAAUUGACGAAUUUGGGCAUGCCUUGUCGAAUGGGAGCUUCUCCAAAAUCAUCGCCCCUGGGGUGCGGACAGGUUGGGCUGAAGGCACACCUCGACUCGCAUAUGGCUUGUCGCAGAAUGGCAGUUCACGAUCGGGUGGUGCACCCUCGCAACUAGUCGCAAGUUUUGUUCACAACAUGCUCACAACUGGAGUGCUGCAGAACCACAUAUUCCAGUUUUUGCAAGUCGAGUACUCGCAACGAUACCACCGGAUGAUUUCCGCAGUCGAGCAACACCUCUUACCACUGGGACUGACUAUGCCUCAAGCAAACAGAGACGUCGCAGGCGGGUACUUCGUCUGGUUGAGGCUGCCAGGCGGGCUCGUUGCGGAUGUGAUAUCCAAGAGAGCGCUCGCCGAGGGGUUAAUUAUCAUCACGGGGCCGAGCUUUCGAGUCGAGGGAGAUGAGGCGACUCCCGAAACACGCUUCGACCGAGACAUCCGGCUCUGCUUUGCGUGGGAAAGUAAGGACCUCCUGGAAGAGGGCGUCGUGAUUCUGGCGCGUGUCAUCCGAUCCAGUCUUCAAGGGAUCUGA